Aspergillus nidulans FGSC A4 is the source of this 1600-nucleotide messenger RNA. RefSeq lists its product as uncharacterized. NCBI's taxonomy places the organism in Eukaryota, Fungi, Ascomycota, Eurotiomycetes, Eurotiales, Aspergillaceae. The transcript has 4 exons. Bases 121 to 1122 code for a protein of 333 amino acids. The record is from RefSeq and is a predicted model, not a curated record.
CGACAAUCCACGCCGCGAGCAUCUACUUCUAUUUCUUCAGGGGAAAAAAGUAGAUGCGCGUCCGCGCAAGCAGUCCUUCCAGGACUCUGCUCCAUCUCGAGCGUCAGUAGUGGGUUUUCAAUGAAGGCCUUCAGCUACGAGACGGAUUUUGUCUUGGAAAGGCUCCCAGGACUCUUUUCAUGCAACGUGCGUGAUUCGGCUACGUCAUUUGUUUUCGACUACGCCGUCCGUUCUUUUCCUCUUAUCUGGUUACUUCUGUCGCUCCUUUGCCUCUACACCUGGCUGUCUCUCGUCUCGUUCCUGGCUAAGUUGAUGGAUAGCACCGACAACGCCAUGGUUGUCAAGCGCUCUUUUUUUUCUAGGGACAAGGUUGCUAAGGCUUCCAAGGCCUCUAGGAGGUCGUUUGAUGGGCAUGCGAGGAUGAAGAUGCAGGAGACGCUGGAAAAUUCGAUGGAUGAUCCGUUUCAUAGCCCAAUAGUAACGUUGGUUGUGAGUCGAGAUCAGCGUCUUUUCGUAGCUCACGAAGACAUUCUGUCUCGAUCUCCGUACUUUGAUACGGUGCUUAGGGAUCAGUUCCCGGCCGGAAGCGUGAACAAGGCUUUGAUUUUGCCCGACGAAGAGCCAGAAGUUAUGUCCUGCGUUCUCGAGUUCCUGUAUAAAGGUGACUAUACUCCGCGCCUACAACCCAAAAAGGGCCGGAAGACAUGGGAACUCGAGAGCUUCCAGGACGCCAACCACCCGGGCGGCAGCGGCCUGAGCCAGUCGACGAUCUUUCACUCUGGAGUGGGAGAUCUCGUUCUCCGGGAUACUGCAGUGUACUGCGCGGCCGAGAAGUAUGGUCUCGAAGGGCUCAAGGACCUUGCUCUGCGCAAGCAGGGCUUGCAUACUGGUAUCCCAAUCGAGAUCCUACUCCGGUCUGCGCGAUAUGCGUACGAUAAUACACCGGACUCAGAGUCCCGUCUGCGCGCCCAUUACCUGGCCAUGAUCAUUCGGACCCGCGACAUCUUCAAGCGCAGCGGAACCAUGCAACUCGAGAUGGAAAUGGGACACAAGUUCUUCUUUGAUCUGUUCGUUGCCAUGUGUAAUCAUAUGGACGAUCUUGGAGAGAUGAGCUGGAAGUGAUCUCUCCCGGAAUCUACAUGGUGCACAACAUUCAGAAACAGAAAAUCCAAAAAAAAAAAGGAGAAAAGAAUUAAUCUCUAUACCGAAUUCAAAGCACAUCAUUUACGCCAGAUUGCCAGAACAACAUGCAACUUUUUUUCCAACUGAAAUUUGCGCUUUUCCAAGCUGGCUGCCGGCAUCGGCGCCAUGAAAGUUGCCUAAUUACUUAUUUGCGUCGACUGCACCACGCCCAUUAAUAUCUGUUCACUGCUCUGGUCUGUGUUUUGCGAGUUAAAGAGACUGCCAACCACCUGCCCACUGUUAUUUCUGCACCUUUGUGUCAUCUCCACUCUUUGAGUCGCUCAUGGUACUUAACCACUGCCUGGUCUGAAGAGGCCGCCGGGAGACGAAUAUAAUGUGUGACAUGACCAGGUAAUGCUUAUGUGCUUCUAAGACUCGAGCUUGGUAGACCGUAGGCCUGAAAGCUGUCUGAGGUAUG